UCUGUUUAAACGAAAAUUUGUCGCAGUCAUGUAAUUGUGUGGGUCGAAUAAAAAAAAAAAUUUAUCCCAUAAGUAAUAAUUAAUGAUAAUAAAAAUUAUUCUCGUAAGAUUAAAAAUCAUUUUUCUUUGUCAACUCAUUGUAAUCAUAAUUCGCGCUAUCUUUUCGUCAGAUGGCGCAGUAGAUCAUCAUUAGAUUUAUUCCGUUCUUACAUCGAUUCAGUUCUCUUGUAGAUCAUUUUUAGUUAAGAAGAUUUUCCUAAAUAAAAUCGUUUCGCUCUUUGUGUACAAAUGACAGAUAAUUAAAAAAAGUGACAAUUUCUUAAAAUAAAACUAAAGGAUCACGUAAUCGAAGAUAAGAUAGUUUUUAAUUGGUGAGAUAACGGAUAUGUAAAAAAAGUUGCAUUUAUAUUUGUAACUUAUAUAGAAUGACAGACUCAAAAGUUUACGUUUGUCAAUUAUCUCAAAAGGAAAGGGAUUAUGCAGCGGCAAAUUUAAACGAGACAGAUGACAAUAGAUCGCAGAAGAUCGAAGAAAUACGCGAAUGGAUUUUAAAAAAUGACAAUCUACACGCUUGUACUGACGACUUCUUCAUUUUACGUUUUUUAAGAGCUUGCAAAUUUAAUAUUGAAACAACGAAAUAUAAGUUUUGGAAUUAUCACGAACAAAGAGGUAACAGUCCAGAAUGGUACGCAAAUAAAGAUCCAUUUCUGGUAGAAUUACAGGAUAUGUUUGAAUUAGGAGUAUUUUUGCCAAUGAGGAAAUUAGACAAUGAAGGGAGAAUGGUGGUUUUAAUUCGAAUCGCCGCCCAUGAUCCUAAUAAACACAAGCAAGCGGAUAUGUUAAAGGCUUCUUUGAUGAUCUUGGAUCUCGCAAUAAGAGAAAACGAAUCCGCUUCGUUGCAUGGUAUAAUAGCUAUUUUGGAUUUAGCGGGUAUCUCUCUUGGUCAUGCGAUUCAAUUUUCACCAAGUGUUAUUAAAAAGUUGGUUCAUGCUUGGCAAGGUUGUUAUCCUUUAAGAAUACAAGCAUUAGAGUUUAUAAAUUCACCGACUUAUGUCAAUGUUGUCUUAAACGUGUUCAAAAAUUUCAUGGUCGACAAACUUAAACGAAGAGUACACGUGCAUACACGCGGAAAGAAAACUUUUCUCGAUAUAGUUCAACGUGAUAUAUUACCAAUCGAGUAUGGUGGUACCGACGGAUCUAUAAACGAUUUAAAAGAUUACUGGAAAUGUCAAGUGGAAGAAAAUCGAGCGUGGUUCGCUAUGGAAGAAUGUUAUAAAGUUAAAAAUUAAAUAAUAUAUAAAUAUAUACAUAUGUAUAUUAAUGGUAAAGUCUAGGAAUUUUGCAUAUAAAUCUGGCAUUAUGAUCAUCUCGGAGACAUUGUAAAACAUAAUAUAGUUUUAACAUAUUAAUAUUUAAGAUAUAACAUAAGAGGAUGCUGAAGGACAAUAGGUGGAGUCAAAAGUUUUUAAAUAAUUUUAAAAAUCAAUUACUUUUUUUUCGCGUUUUUAGGCUAGUAGUUAGGAUUGUAAUUUUAUAAUUAGAAGAAAUAAAAAUUAAUUUGAAAAUUCUAAUUAAUUUUUCAAAUCACUUAAAAAUUGUUGACUCAACCUGUUACUCUAAUAUUUUUAUUUUUAUACGAAUUAUUCAGAUUAUUUAUAGAAGAGAUGUACAAUAUAAAAUAUUAUAAUAUUAAUAAUAUAAUAUUAUAUAAUAUUAUAUACAUAUGAUCUUUAAUAAGGUUAUUCAUCAACUUACGUUUGUAGUGUAUAGAUAAAUUUAUUGAAAAGUGUUUAUUAAUUGUACAAAUUUUUGUACAUUUAAAUAUUAAGUCGAUAUCUAUUAUGUAUGUAUCAUAGUUAUGAUAUACAUUCCAACGUAAGAAAUAUCGUGUAUCUAGGUCUCACUGGAUGGAAAGAUUGUUGCAUAUGGAGAUCCAUAGACCAAUGGUGACUUUAUUAUUUUCUAUUAUUACUGCUAUUAUUAUUUAAAAAUCAAAGCAAAGGGAAUAAAUAAAAUGUCUUAUAAAAAAGAAAAAAAAAAAAGGAAAAUACAUUAUUAACAGUUUUAUUCGCAUUUCUAUAUUUAAAAGCUACUGACGACCGAGCUACUGACGUAUCAGGCCACAAUAUACAAAUAACAAUAUGUAUUUCAAAUAUUCUAUUAUAUAUUGACAAUAUAAAAACUUUCACACAUAUA
Molecule: messenger RNA, 2196 nt
Organism: Vespula pensylvanica (western yellowjacket)
Lineage: Eukaryota; Metazoa; Arthropoda; Insecta; Hymenoptera; Vespidae
Product: retinol-binding protein pinta-like
Exons: 5
Coding region: 426-1289 (287 amino acids)
Cellular component (GO): membrane
Molecular function (GO): phosphatidylinositol bisphosphate binding
Source: RefSeq, a predicted model, not a curated record